Dentiscutata erythropus is the source of this 152-nucleotide messenger RNA. NCBI's taxonomy places the organism in Eukaryota, Fungi, Glomeromycota, Glomeromycetes, Diversisporales, Gigasporaceae. The record is from the annotation of a GenBank genome assembly.
AUGAUGUUGAAGGUGAACUGGUAUGGUUAUCAGAUGUUGAACAAGAAGUUAAUGAUAAAGAAACUAAUUAUUUAUCUGAUGGUGAAAACCCAGAUAAUUUUGGGAAAAGUUUUGAUAAACUUGCUGAUCAAGUUUUUUAUGAUAGUAAAUAG